CGUACUCAAGGCGAAAUCCGGUGGAACUCGGAAGGGAGGCAGCUGUCGUGGAUUCGAAUUUACUCAAUAAAAAUGCUUAUUCAGCCAUUGUAGAAUCUACUAGCUAUGGAAUCUGACAAAAAUGCUUUCCGUGUGGAGUUCCCCGACUUCUCGUGCUCCAUUCUGCAGAAGCUCAACCAGCAGCGCCAGAGGGGCCAGCUGUGUGACAUCAUUGUGAGCAUCGGGGGCCACCAGUACCGGGCACACCGCGCUGUGCUGGCGGCCAGCUCGCCGUAUUUCUGCGACCAGGUCCUGCUCAAAAACAGCGCACGGGUGGUGCUGCCGGAGGUGAUGAACCCGUGGGUGUUUGAGGGGUUGCUGCAGUCGUGCUACACUGGUUCUCUGACCCUGCCCUCGUGUGAGGUGGUGGCCUUCCUCACGGCCGCCAGCUUCCUGCAGAUGUGGCAUGUGGUGGAUAAGUGCACCGAGCUGUUGGAGGGGAACACAUCACGUUCACACAAAACCCCGUCGGGAGUAGGGUGUCGGGGCAGCAGCCGAGCCGAACAGCAUCCAUCCCCCGACGGUGAGAGUUACCAUGGUGACCGAGGCGAAGAAGCUUUCUCAGACGGCACGGGGGUUGGAGGGAGUGAGGGAUUUGGCAGGAUGACUAGCUGCAGAGGAUCGUCCGACUUUGAGCAGCUGCUGGAUGAGAGCUUUUCACCACAUGCGCUGGAGCUUGGAGCGCCCCCUAGUGGAAACGGCUCCUCGCCGCCUGACCGGGCUGAGUCGGCCAGCGAGAAUGGAGACCCUGAGGCUGAGCUCCCCAGGUCCAGGCCUGUCUAUGUUCCGCCGAGCAUCAUGGGACAUAGGAAGUGGACGCAGGUGAAAACAGAGAGGCCAUGCCGCGACGACUGCAAUAGCCUGUUCACUGCUGAGACGGCCAGCACAGACUCAGAGCAGCUGGGCCUGCCUCCUCACCAAGGAACCUCCUCCAUGCACUCCACAGAGGACAGUGUGGACGAGAAGUUGGUCAGCGAGCUGGAGGAGAGCCUGGAUUGUGACCCCCUGGACUUCUACGGCACCUCCAUGGACCGCUUCCCCAACGACAAAGAUGAGAGUUCGCCCAGCAUGUCGAAGAACAGCCCUCUGGAACUGGGCCCAGGAAGAACAGGCGGCGAUGACGACGAUGAUGAGGAUGGGAUGGAUGGCACCCAGGACGAGACGUCCAACUCUGGUUUCGGAUCAGGUGUCUAUAAGCUCUACCCAUGCCAGUGCGGCAAGAGCUUCACGCACAAGAGCCAGCGCGACCGGCACAUGAGCAUGCACAUGGGCCUCCGGCCGUAUGGCUGUGCAGUGUGUGGCAAGAGCUUCAAGAUGAAGCAUCACCUUGUGGGCCACAUGAAGAUCCACACGGGCAUCAAGCCGUACGAGUGCAGCCUUUGCUCCAAGCGCUUCAUGUGGAGGGACAGCUUCAACCGCCACACUGCCUCCUGCAGAAGGGCUCACCAGGCCAAGCGGUCUGCAACAGAGCAGAGCAUCUGUUGAUCCCAGGCCGAACACAGGAGUCUUAAGUUGGGUGGUGCAGAUUCAGGGACAAAGUGACUUUGUUCAGGACCAUACUCUCUGAAUGUUGGUGCCAUCCUUGUCAAGACCUUAAAGUGUUUAUGUCAAUUUGAUUUGUCAAAAGGCUAUCAGUGAUUUCAUUUGGACGUUUUUUAAGGCUUUUGACAGUGUUCAGGUUUUUGUUUCCCCAGGGUAUAAACUGACUGUCAAACCUGGGGCCUGUACUAUGACGCAUAGUGCCCAGGGUGUCUUUCUGUUAGCUGGUAAAAGGGGUUGGACUUCGUUGGCACUAGUCGCAAAUAAAGCCGCCCAUUUCACUUCACAGGAACAAACUAAAAUACUUGCUUGAAAUAUGAGUUUAUGAAUUGAAAUCAAUAGUUGGCAAAUGGGAUGCUUAGAUGUAUUCUUUUCAUGUGUAAACCAUUAUUAGCGUUAUUCUAAAAUGCUCCCAGCCCUCCCAAGAGACCCUCCAACUAUAUGCGCACUGAGAUCAUCUGGAAUGGUUAUACUAUUUUCCAAGAGAAUUGAUUGGUUGGUACGGUAUCUUGUACAUUUUUUUUUCCAGAGUAGGUUAGGACUUCAGCGUAAGUUACCAUGGUGAUUUACUUGGGGUUUAAAGGUACAUGUGUUUGUACCGAACUGUUUAGGUACAAGACGUUAGGUGAAAUACAGAUGUGCACUGUAUACCAAUGCAGUCUUUAACGGUAAUCAAAAGUAGGCUUUUUUGCUUGCGAACCAUGUUUCAAAUUUAAGUUCCCACACAAACAUAUUAAGUUGUGGACCUAGGGCUGGGCGAUAUGGCCAUUUUUUCACAUUAAACCUGAUAUAGGAUUUUAAUGGAUUUUUUCCCCUCCUACAAACUAGAAAUGACAAAAAAAAGUCAUGACUAUCAUGGGGCUGUAGUGCAGACCUACUCUGGCAUUACCAGUAUCAUUAGAUUAUACAUUGUGCAGUAGGCCUAAGUCUCUAUAGAUGCUUAUGGAUGACCCCACUAAUGAGCUCCAUCACUUUUGGCAUCAGAUCCUGCUUAUAUUUGCUGCCCAUCAGCAGCUUGAUAAAGUUUAGAAACAUUGGAGAAAAUCGAUUUUCAUAAAAACAAAUCGAUUUGAAUAAAGAAAAUAAUUUUUUGAUUUUGCCCAGCCCUAGGUGGACCAUUUGUCAGUUUAGUCAAUUAAGGUUAAAACCCAUUUGAUACCUUUUCAAAAUAAUAUUCCUGUUGCACAUCAGCAAUAUUGUCAGUGAAUUUUAGGUUAGCAGUACCUAAAGGCUUAUUGUACAGGAAAUGAAUCAAACUUUGACUUCAAAACCAAUGGACACACCGAACCAUAAUUUAUGUGUACCGUUACAGCCACCAAUAUGCCACUGAAACCUUAAGUCACCUCGCUAACCCCAAGAUCCUGCUUCGAAGUACAGGCCUCAGGUGCUGGCAAAACAAAAUUGCCUUGGGGAAUCGGGAGAUACUGGGAAUACAUGUAUUCGGCCAGCUAAUGUGCCCCCCAGUACAUUUCAAUGCAUAAAAUUACUGUGAAAAAAAAGUAAGUGCUUUCAUUUUGAUGCUGACAUACCUUAUUCACUCACGGUCAUGUUGCAUUUUAGCGAGGCACCAUUUUGUUUGUGAAUACCAUUGGCGUUUACUUAAGCAGUGGUAUUUAUUUCAUCACUCUCUGGUACAAUAGAUACUCCAUUUUUUAAACAAUGUUCUUUAUUUCCGUCCUAGAUGCCACUUCCCACUGAUGCGUAAUACCUCAGUUUGUGUAAGCCAGCAAACAGAGUAUGAUAAAACAGUACAAUACAGAAACAGUUAAAGCACCUCACACUCAAAUGUCAGUGGAAGACAGUAGAGAGAUACUGCCUUACUUUCAUUUCAAUGACUCAGUACUCUGAAUCACUUCUGGUUCAUAGGCUUCAGAGAGAGUCUGAAUUUUCUAAAUGAUCUGCUGUUAGGAAUUAUUGACAUGUAAUGAACAAAAAACCUCAUUCACAAUUAAACCUCAUUGGUUGCUUUGGGGUAUGUAGAUGUACAGAUUUCUGCCUAUAUCCAAAUGUAAGAAGUAAAACAAAGGCAAAGUGUAUUUAUGUAGAGUUAGUAUAUUGAGAGUCUGAUCAUUUAGAUCAAAUAAAAACGGGUAGUUUGUGUAUGUGUGGGGGGUUCCAUUGAAAUAAGGUUACUGUCAUAUGGAUAACUUUUAUAUUAACAUCUGUAUUUCUAUUCUCCUGUCUCUGUAGUUUUUUAAAGAAAUUAUUUGGUUUCUAUCUUUGCUUCUUGAAAUGUCUUCAAAUGAUGUUGAAAUCAACAGGUAAUUUCAGUGUCGGAUCAUAAAGUUCUCAUUGAUCCUGGUAGAUCAUCAGUGCCUGGGAGCUUGGAAGACACUGUUGAGACUUUAAUUCAACGUGUAUAGCCUACUUGUCACAUUUGAUCCUGACUUAUUUUGAUUAUUUGAUUACUUGAUUAUUUUUUCUGAUAAAAAGUUUAAAAUUGUGAAAUAAUGAGAUUUGUGUAACCUGAAUUGUGUCUUUAAUUUGCCUUUUUGCAGGUCAUGAGUGAUUUUUAUGUAGAGUGAAGGACAAUCAUUCAGGAUUUUAAUGGUUAAAAUAAUAAUAAAAAAAAAACCUCUGUCUAUGCGAAUCCAACCCUUGGGACAAGAACAUAACACACUGAUGUAAAAGAGCAGUCAGUAGGUGUUGUGUGUCCUUUUAAGAACCCUUUACUACUAAUUCAAUGUUUAAAUUUGAUGUGACCAUAUUUAUAAAAGUUAUGUCUAAAUUAAGUGAUCCAAGACAAUCAGUACUUCUAAUAUAUAUUUCUGAAAUGUUUAUUUAACCAUGGACUUGUCUAACGGAGUUAUUGCUGAUAAGAAAAUCAAUCGUCUUUUCUUUGUAAAAGUUAUUAAUUACUCUUUCUGACAAAUUUCAACAUUUCAGAAAAUCUAAUUGAAAAUAAGUUCUAAUCCAUAAAAAUCUUACUUGGGAUAUGUAUUUACCGCCAAAUGAAAACUACCUCAAGAGGACAUCUCCUUUUGGUUCCUUGUCUUAAUUUUUGUGUACUUUUGUCUUUUUAAAAAGAAUUCCCAAUGUGUUUUAUGAUUUUUUUUUCUUCUUAUAGAAGAACAUAAAAGUUUUGUACAGAUGGGUUCAGCAAUAAAUAUUGUCUUUUUCUUUAGA
This is a messenger RNA of Alosa alosa (allis shad), 4704 nucleotides long. It is a transcript of the gene zbtb43, whose product is annotated as zinc finger and BTB domain containing 43. Bases 106 to 1524 code for a protein of 472 amino acids. NCBI's taxonomy places the organism in Eukaryota, Metazoa, Chordata, Actinopteri, Clupeiformes, Clupeidae. The transcript has 2 exons. Gene Ontology annotation, biological process: regulation of transcription by RNA polymerase II. Gene Ontology annotation, molecular function: protein binding; RNA polymerase II cis-regulatory region sequence-specific DNA binding; DNA-binding transcription factor activity, RNA polymerase II-specific. The record is from RefSeq and is a predicted model, not a curated record.